GCUGGUCUUCCCGCCGCCACCGCCGCCGCCACAGGGACUGGCCGCUCGGGGUCCUGGCCGAGACCACCGCCCCCCGCGCUCCUGCCCGCAACCAUGGCCUCCUCCGAGGUGGGGCGGCAGGUGCUCUUUCAGUCUUGUAUGGGAAUGAAAACAACUGGUAUGUCCUCACAAGCGCUUGAUGAUGAACAGAAAAAAAAAGAAAAUAUUCGUUCCUUGACUAUGUCUGGCCAUGUUGGCUUUGAGAGUUUGCCUGAUCAGCUGGUCAAUAGAUCCAUUCAACAAGGUUUCUGUUUCAAUAUUCUGUGCGUGGGGGAAACUGGAAUUGGAAAAUCAACACUGGUUGACACAUUGUUUAAUACUAAUUUUGAAGACCAGGAAUCCUCACAUUUUUACCCACAAGUGAGACUUAAAGCUCAGACAUACGAACUCCAGGAAAGUAAUGUUCGAUUGAAAUUGACCAUUGUGAAUACAGUGGGAUUUGGUGAUCAAAUAAAUAAAGAAGAGAGCUACCAACCAAUAGUUGACUACAUAGAUGCCCAGUUUGAGGCCUAUCUGCAGGAAGAACUGAAGAUCAAGCGCUCUCUCUAUAGCUACCAUGACUCUCGAAUCCACGUGUGCCUCUACUUCAUCUCACCAACUGGCCACUCUCUGAAGACACUUGAUCUCUUAACCAUGAAGAACCUUGACAGCAAGGUAAACAUUAUACCAGUGAUUGCCAAAGCAGACGCAGUUUCUAAAACUGAAUUACAGAAGUUUAAGAUCAAGAUCAUGAGUGAACUGGUCAGCAAUGGGGUCCAGAUCUACCAGUUCCCCACAGAUGAUGACACUGUUGCUAGGAUCAAUGCUGCGAUGAAUGGACAACUGCCGUUUGCUGUUGUAGGGAGUAUGGAUGAGGUGAAAGUCGGAAAUAAGAUGGUCAAAGCUCGCCAGUACCCUUGGGGUAUUGUACAAGUGGAAAAUGAGAACCACUGUGACUUUGUAAAGCUGCGGGAGAUGCUCAUUUGCACAAACAUGGAGGACCUGCGUGAGCAGACCCACACUCGCCACUACGAGCUUUACAGGCGCUGCAAACUGGAGGAGAUGGGCUUCACAGACAUGGGCUCUGACGACAAGCCUAUCAGUCUUCAAGAAACUUACGAAGCCAAAAGACAUGAAUUCCAUGGUGAACGUCAGAGGAAGGAAGAGGAAAUGAAGCAGAUGUUUGUGCAGCGGGUUAAAGAGAAAGAAGCCAUAUUGAAAGAAGCAGAGAGAGAGCUGCAGGCCAAAUUCGAGCACCUUAAAAGAGUUCACCAAGAAGAGAGAAUGAAACUUGAAGAGAAGAGAAGAUGUUUGGAUGAAGAAAUAGUUGCUUUCUCUAAAAGGAAAGCUACCUCUGAGAUAUUCCAGAGCCAGUCCUUUCUGCCAGCCUGUAGCAACCUGAGGAAAGACAAGGACCGUAAGAGCUCUAAUUUCAUGUAAAACCGAAGUUCCAGAGCACAGAAGGUCAUCACAAGCAAAAGUUAUUAAAAACUCAGAAGUAUGCUUUGA
This is a messenger RNA of Otolemur garnettii (small-eared galago), 1527 nucleotides long. It is a transcript of the gene SEPTIN10, whose product is annotated as septin 10. Gene Ontology annotation, biological process: cytoskeleton-dependent cytokinesis. The record is from RefSeq and is a predicted model, not a curated record. Bases 94 to 1458 code for a protein of 454 amino acids. NCBI's taxonomy places the organism in Eukaryota, Metazoa, Chordata, Mammalia, Primates, Galagidae. Gene Ontology annotation, cellular component: septin ring; microtubule cytoskeleton; septin complex. Gene Ontology annotation, molecular function: molecular adaptor activity; GTPase activity; GTP binding. The transcript is spliced from 11 exons.